Hemiscyllium ocellatum (epaulette shark) is the source of this 864-nucleotide messenger RNA. Its product is annotated as zinc finger protein 239-like. Lineage: Eukaryota; Metazoa; Chordata; Chondrichthyes; Orectolobiformes; Hemiscylliidae. The record is from RefSeq and is a predicted model, not a curated record. The transcript has 2 exons. Gene Ontology annotation, molecular function: DNA-binding transcription factor activity; RNA polymerase II cis-regulatory region sequence-specific DNA binding. Gene Ontology annotation, biological process: regulation of transcription by RNA polymerase II. The coding region runs from base 1 to 864 and encodes 287 amino acids.
AUGGAGAAACCAUGGAAGUGUGGCGACUGCGGGAAAGGGCGCAGUCACACCAGGGAGAAGCCAUUCUCCUGUCCUGAGUGCGGGAAGGCCUUCAGUGAUUCCUCUGCCCUGCUGAGGCACCGGCGGGUGCACACAGGGGAGAGGCCCUUCAGCUGCCCUGAGUGCAGGAAGAGCUUCAGCGAUUCCUCCGCCCGGCUGCGGCACUUGCGGGUGCACACAGGGGAGAGGCCCUUCAGCUGCUUCAAGUGUGGGAAGACCUUCAACGAUUCCUCCGCCCUGAUCAGGCACCAGCGGCUGCACACAGGGGAGAGGCCCUUCCGCUGCCCCGAUUGUGGGAAGGUGUUCACUCGCUCCUCCCACCUCGUGAUUCACCGGCGGGUCCACACCGGUGAGAAGCCCUUCCCCUGCCCCAAGUGUGGGAAGGCCUUCAGCGAUUCCUCUGACCUGCUGGCCCACCGGCGGGUCCACACUGGCGAGAGGCCAUUCACCUGCUCUGUCUGCGGUAAGUGCUUCACACGCUCUUCCGACCUGCUGAAGUACCAGCAUGUCCACACUGGGGAAAGGCCCUUCAGCUGCUCUGAGUGCGGGAAGGGCUUUACUCAGGCCUCCCACCUGCUGACACACUGGUGGGUCCACACUGGGGAGAGGCCGUUCACCUGCCUCGAGUGCGGGAAGGGCUUUGCUGUCUCCUCCAGUCUACUGACGCACCAGCGGGUCCACACUGGGGAGAGGCCGUUUGCCUGCCCUGCGUGUGGGCAGAGGUUCACAAUGUCCUGCAGUUUGAACAAGCACCAGCAGAGGCACCAAUGCUCCCAACAAUCAGAUUCUGCCGGUAACGCUGCUGAGGGUCACCCCCAGGACUGA